ACCUCUUUAAUCCCCAGUCUGUGUCUGUGCUGCAGCCUGCUGGUGGAGCAUGUUAGUAAACUGUUCACUGUGCACUGACAGCCUGGUUAGCUGUCAUCAUCACGCCUUGCCACAUAACGCUGGCUAACUAAAUGUCUUAAUGCGAUGUACCGGGAAUGUAUUGAUCAUGGCCAACCUACGGAUUGUGUUAGCCGUCGUGGUUGUUCAGGCCGUCCUGUACAGAAGCUGCGAGGCUCUGCGGUGUAACUGCACCACUGCCCAGUGCGAGAGGACUGGCUCCCAGUGUGAGACUGAUGGGGCCUGCAUGGCCUCCACUUCCUUUAUUGAUGGCCAAGAGCAGCACAUCCGUAUCUGCAUCACACGGGACAAACUUGUGCCCCCUGGACAACCGUUCUACUGCCUCAGUGCAGAAGGCUUGCUCAACAUCCACUGCUGCUACACUGACUACUGCAACAGCAUUGACCUCAAAGUACCCUCAGUCACGACUCAGUCAGGACUCGGGGGCGGCUACGGCCCAGAUGGGACAUGGGGGCUGGUGGAACUAGUCGCUGUGGUUGCAGGGCCGCUGUUCCUGCUGUGUCUGCUGCUGCUGAUGGCUAUGUUCCUGUAUCAGUACCACCAGAGGGCCUACAGCCACAGGCAAAGGUUAGAGGUGGAGGACCCCUCCUGUGAUCAUCUCUACAUGACUAAAGACAGGGCCCUGCAGGACCUCAUUUACGAUCUGUCCACGUCUGGAUCAGGCUCUGGUCUGCCUCUGUUUGUCCAGCGGACUGUGGCCAGAACAAUCGUCCUCCAAGAGAUCAUUGGUAAAGGGCGUUUCGGGGAGGUGUGGCGAGGACGUUGGAGGGGCGGUGACGUGGCGGUGAAGAUCUUCUCAUCCAGGGAGGAGCGCUCCUGGUUCCGGGAGGCUGAAAUCUAUCAGACCAUCAUGCUCCGCCAUGAAAACAUCCUGGGCUUUAUAGCUGCUGACAACAAAGACAAUGGCACAUGGACCCAGCUGUGGUUGGUGUCGGACUACCAUGAGCACGGCUCUCUGUUUGACUACCUGAAUCGCUACUCUGUCACGACUGAAGGAAUGAUCAAACUGGCACUGUCAGCUGCCAGUGGCCUGGCACAUCUGCACAUGGAGAUUCUAGGAACACAAGGAAAGCCCGGUAUCGCCCACAGAGACCUGAAGUCUAAGAACAUCCUCGUGAAGAAGAAUUGCACCUGUGCCAUCGCUGACCUGGGCCUGGCUGUCCGUCAUGACUCUGCCACCGACACCAUCGACAUUGCACCCAAUCAGAGGGUGGGCACCAAGAGGUACAUGGCUCCAGAGGUUCUGGAUGAGACUAUCAACAUGAGACACUUUGACUCAUUCAAAUGUGCUGAUAUCUAUGCUCUGGGGCUGGUCUACUGGGAGAUUGCCCGCCGCUGUAAUAGUGGAGGUAUCCAUGAAGAGUACCAGCUGCCCUACUACGACCUGGUACCUUCUGACCCUUCCAUAGAGGAGAUGAGAAAGUUGGUGUGUGACCAGAAGCUACGACCUAACAUCCCUAAUUGGUGGCAAAGCUACGAGGCCUUACGGGUUAUGGGAAAAAUCAUGAGGGAGUGUUGGUAUGCUAAUGGCGCUGCCCGCUUGACAGCCCUGCGCAUCAAGAAGACUCUCUCCCAGCUCAGCAUUCAAGAGGACAUUAAAAUCUGAGCUAAGUCAGCGGAGCGCCGAGACCACAGAGCAGGACCGGACUCCAGUCUGUAUGACUCUGAGAGGAAGGGGCCGGGCCUUCUACAAAGAACGCACAAAGUAAGAGAAAAUGAUGGAGAGUCGCACUUUGUAAAAUAUUACUCCAUUGACACUCCUGCCAGUUUUGAAGCCACUUGAUUUCUGACAAACCCUACCUCGCUUACCCAGCCAGACUACCAAGAACACCUUUCCUGUCUCGUCCUCAGCUACUGCUGCCCUUUCUGUUCCUCUCUACACUCCGUACUAACAAGGAUCCUUGGAUUUCCUGUGUACUUGUAUGCAAUCGAUAGCAGGAUAUGUAAUUAACCAUUUAACAUUCUGAAAAUCAGUUGCUGAUAUUCCCUCAAGGUCUCUUUGAUCACAGUUGCUUAAAAAAAACAGCAUUUGCUCAUUUUGUCUUUGAAAGGGGUCAAACUGGGAGGGUGAGGAGUGUUUUAAAAUAUUUUUACUUAUUCUGUUAUUUAGAUGACAAUAUCUCGUUAUUAAUAUAUGGGUGUUUCUGAGGCUAUUGUUCAGGUUUCUCUGUGCCACCUGCAGCAAACAGGCACAUCACAAACUGCUUAGAAAUCCUUCAAAGAGAACAAUCCAUCUGAUUCUGCUACAACUGUGUUGUUUAGUUGUCUUCUGAUUAUCAUGUAAGCAUGUACAAAGCAGUUGAGACAGUUUGUGUUUUAAGACUUCGGAGUCACUGGAGCAUUAGGGCAACUUGCCAAACAUGAUUUAGGCUUUGGACCCCUUGUCUGGAGCCCGUCCCAUAAGCUGUUGUAAACCUCAGGUUUUCCUUAUGCUUACCAAUCAACUGUUGAGAACCAUCUUAAGCAAAAUACACAUUUAGGAAUUAUUAAGCAAAAAUACAUUACAGCAGGAUGGAGGGUUAAAUGUAGAGCAACAGCUGCCAGGGUCUGCAUGUGUUGUGCUUGAUCUUCUUAGCUGACACACUCGCUGGCUUCAGAUUGGCACACGUCUUGCAAAACACAUGUAAUAUAUUUAAAUGGUAGUAUUUCAAUCUAAAGCCGCUAUCUCUCGAUCAACCCACAGACCAUAACCUGCCAGAGGGUAAGCGUUGCUCCAGCGGCUCAGAUAAGCUGGUGUGCACGACAUUCAGAUAAACCUUUCCUCCUAUUUACACUGUACUUUUUUUUAAAUCUCUUUUAAAUACACUAACCCCGGGAAUAACGGUUUGUUUUCGUUCGUUUUUUAAUAUUUUCAAAGCAUGUCCAAUGUUCUUUUUCCCCUCAGGGCACAUAUUCCCUGGCCAAGUAUAACUACUGCACACAAACUAGUUUUUAAGGUGAUACUUGUGUAAAUAUGACGGUUAAAUUUGAUUUAAUGUUGAUACUUAGUUCAUGUCUUAGAUAGUUGAAUCUUUUAUAUCGGCUUUUUUUGGUUGGUGGAAAGAGAAAAUUACUUCUGUCGUGAUGUCUGUAAACAGAAUUAUGUACCAAUUUACUUUUUGACCUCUGAAGUGAAAUCACUGUAUGUGUCAGACACAGUGCUUAUGUUGACUUUGUCCUAAUAGCCCUCUAUUACUGCAGAGCAGUAUUAGACUUUAUCCCCCCUCACAGCUCCUUUUAUUCCCCAUACAAUACCUCCUCAGUGUGCACAUUGUAUGUGGAUUGUUUCCGUCAAGCUAACAUUGUCAGAAAUCACUGUCUACAUUUUUUUAUGUUUUCAGGAAAUAGGUGCACUUUUGUCUUUAGCUGUAUGCAAAUCCAACAGGUACUUUCUGCGUGUAGUCCUUCCCAUGUUAUUUAUAUGUGUAUGCUGUGAGUCCCUAGGAAAGCCUGAAGGCCACGUGUGCACUACUACUGACCUCGCAGCAUUAAAACCAAAUGGUUCUCAGAAUUAUCUCUGGUCAUGGCCUCGAGUGUUUAUUUAAGAUCACGUCACUGAAAAUGAGAAUGUUUAUACGAAUCAUGCCAACCAGUUGCAGUACACUUCUGACUGGAGACUCUCUAAAGAGGAUCGGACUUUUUCUUUGGGAGAAGAAAUGUUGAAACUAAAUACUACUGAAAUGUCUCAAUGCUGUCUCACAAAUGUGUUUGACCAAUACUUUUUAUUUUAAAAAUCACUUGCUCACUGUAUUCUUCAAGUCUUUCAGGAUGUUUGCGAGAACUAAGAGACCGCCCUUCAUGCUGUUGUUUUUGGCUGAGAAAAAGAAUGUGCAGAUCUACUGUUCGAUAGGUGGUCGACCAUAAUAUACACUAAAGGGGAAUGUUUGUCAUGUCCAAUAGUACCUGCCUUACAAUGUUUAAAAUGCAUAGGGUAUUUAAGGUUUUAAAACCUUGCUCCAAGUGUCCCCAUUGAAGAAGAGGAGGGUGUGAGUUAAAGAAAUGAGGCGUUAUUCUACAGGUUGUGACAACUCCCAGGUCUCUGUCCACGUGGCAAAGAGACAACUGCAUCCAUGUAAAAACCCCUUCAGGACUUCAAUCAUGUACCUUCUAAUAUAGAGUAAUAAAUGCAAUUGUUUCCA
This is a messenger RNA of Cottoperca gobio, 4196 nucleotides long. RefSeq names its product activin receptor type-1B-like. The coding region runs from base 140 to 1684 and encodes 514 amino acids. Gene Ontology annotation, biological process: cellular response to growth factor stimulus; cell surface receptor protein serine/threonine kinase signaling pathway; protein phosphorylation. The record is from RefSeq and is a predicted model, not a curated record. NCBI's taxonomy places the organism in Eukaryota, Metazoa, Chordata, Actinopteri, Perciformes, Bovichtidae. The transcript has 9 exons. Gene Ontology annotation, cellular component: signaling receptor complex; plasma membrane. Gene Ontology annotation, molecular function: transmembrane receptor protein serine/threonine kinase activity; ATP binding.